UCCAGAGGAAAACUGGGAAAGCCAUAUCUCCUCAGGGUACCACUCUGGAGCCCAGAGUUCCUAGCUUUUAGCUCUUACCUCCCCCCUCUGCUAGAUUCCUGGAAGGUAUUGCCUUUUCUGCUGUCUCCUGCUGGGAUUCCAGCAUUCCCUGCUUCUUCCACCAACUUGGUUCUAGUCUCACUCUGUGAUAACUGCCGGACUCCAUCCCUGACAUCCUGGGAAACUGCACAGAUGGAAAUGAAGCAGGCAGUCUGGUUGGAAUGGCAAGGGAAUCACCCCACCUUACAGUGGCCUCCCCAUUCCAGCUGUCUAACAUAGACCACUGAAGGAGCACGACACAGUGUUGUUGAGAAUCAAAAGGCAGAUUACUCCCCUUGUCUUAUUUAGAUAGAGCCUUCCUUUCCCCAGUCAGCAAUCCACCAAGUGUGCAGUGCAUACCACAGCCCUACCCUACUUGCCUAUGUUAACCUGUUUGGUCUCCACGACAGCCCUAUAUAUUAUUAGCCUGUUUUAUUUAUAGGAAAUCUAAAGCACAAGGGAACUGGGAAGCUGGCCCAGUGCUACGGCUAGGGAGCAGAGCUGGGAUGUGAACCCAGGUGGUCGGAUGGCAGAAUCUACCCAUGGUCUUAUUCCAUACUGGAACUUACGGGAAUCAAACCAGUGUGUUGGGAAUACAGAAUCUGGGUGGUACUGUGCCUAUGAGUGCUUCUUCCCUGGAGGUCUCCAGGGGGUGCCUGGCUUUGAAUUUUACCCAGUCCCAUCAUUCUUUAGCUAAGAAUGAUUUUCUUUACCCAGUGUGGGCAGAAGGGUAAAUCAGAACAACAGAAGCAAAGCCCAAACCAGAUGGAGUUUUGCAGUGGCUGAAUCAGUCUACUUUCCCUGCUGGCUAGGCUUAGAUUGUGGAAAGACUUAGGGUUAGCUAGCCCUUGUCCCAGCCUCCUCCCUGGAGGCUCCUGAGCUGGCUGUUUUGUUUUGGUUUUUCUGUUGUUCUAGGAACUUCCUGUCUUGCUUCUCUCUGCUGCCAGUUUCCUAAUUGGAAAGUUAAAGCAGAAAAGUCACCUCCUGCCCUCUGCCUCAGGAUCCUCUUUCACAGUUUGUCCAAGAAGGUCUCAGCAUCUGGGAAGUGGGGACAAGAAGUGGGGCUUCACAGAUUCUCCCUCUUGUGAAGCUCUAGCGAGACACUUAGGACUGCAUAGUAAUAUUAAGGGAAAGAAUGGUAAGCUAGGGGAAAGGGGGAUAGUUUCCCCUCUAGCCUGGGGCUGGGGGUUGGGCGCCACCCCAGGAUUACAACCUUGGGCCUCCUUUGCAGCCUUUGUGCCUUGCCACUAUGGGUGGGGCUGGCUUGAAAAAGAUCCGCAAUGGCGUAUCUCCCGUAAUUGUUAAUCCUCUGAAUAGGCAAGCUGGCCUCAUGCCCUCUUUCCCUGAGGAUUCACAGAGCAGCCCUGCGUCUGUCCUGUCCCUGCCUGCAGACAGCUGAAACCAAAAAUAUCAUAACUGAGCAAACUAAGUCUCCUACAGUCAUCCGCUCGACCCAGCAUGAGGCUUCCCUAGAGAGGCGGGUCCAUUUUUAACUACACUUGAGAACCGGGCGGUAUUUCUCUGAUGGUAUUUGUCCAUUUCUAGUGGAAAUGGAAUUUGAUUGCUAAACUUCACUUUUAAAUGCAAAGAAGAUAGGAAAGAUUGCUGGCUGGUUCCCUCUUUCUAGGGGACACACCUUCUGCAUCAGGUUCCUGGCUCCUCCUCCCCUGCCGGGAGUCAGUGAUAUCUGGUGAGCAUUCCCCCACCUGGUCCAGGGCAUGCCCCAGUUCACUUUCGCCUGUUUCUGUGGUCUUCACGGCUUCUGCAAGAUGAAGAGGAAGAAGGAAGAAGUUCACAGAGAGCGGGAAACGGCGGUGUGAGCAGAAA
Meriones unguiculatus (Mongolian gerbil) is the source of this 1905-nucleotide messenger RNA. It is a transcript of the gene Blacat1, whose product is annotated as BLACAT1 overlapping LEMD1 locus. The coding region runs from base 1797 to 1898 and encodes 33 amino acids. The transcript has 2 exons. The record is from RefSeq and is a predicted model, not a curated record. Lineage: Eukaryota; Metazoa; Chordata; Mammalia; Rodentia; Muridae.